GCUUUAACAAACUCCAGGAGAUGGCAGUACUGCAACACGAAGAGCUGUAGAGGAAGUGACGGAAUUACGUUGGGUAACUUCCUGUACACUCAGGGUCCGGUCCGUUGCGCAAAUCGUCCGCUGUUCUGGUUUAGAAGGCCAAAUAGCAACAUUUCGCAUUGAAGACGUGAUGGCUGCAACCCUGCGUUCCCUUUACUCUGUGUCAAGGCCAGGCACUUUUGUGGCCAGCCAUAAUCUCAUGAGGUCUUUCGGUGUGACCUCACAAAGAGAAGGGUUCAAGUAUGUCAAUGUCAAAGACAUCCCUACAGACAUGAAGUCCAUCACAGACCGGGCGGCUCAGACUCUGCUGUGGACGGAGCUCUUCAGAGGUCUUGGCAUGACAAUGAGCUACCUGUUUAGAGAGCCCGCCACCCUCAACUACCCGUUUGAGAAGGGGCCCCUGUCCCCCCGCUUCAGAGGAGAACACGCACUGCGCAGGUAUCCUUCAGGAGAGGAGCGCUGCAUCGCCUGCAAGCUGUGUGAAGCCAUUUGCCCUGCACAGGCCAUCACCAUCGAAGCAGAGACUCGUGCUGAUGGCAGCAGGAGGACGACUCGCUACGACAUCGACAUGACCAAAUGCAUCUACUGCGGCUUCUGUCAGGAGGCGUGUCCUGUGGAUGCCAUCGUAGAGGGUCCUAAUUUUGAGUUUUCCACUGAAACUCACGAAGAACUGCUGUACAACAAGGAGAAGCUCCUCAACAACGGAGACAAGUGGGAGGCAGAGAUAGCUGCCAACAUACAAGCUGAUUACCUUUACCGAUAGAACCCCCCCCACACACUCACAUAUAGAGUAUAGUUAGCACUUCAUAACACACUCAUACAUCCAUUCUGUACAUACUGUAAGAAGACAGACUCGGCUGUGGAUGAGCUCAGGGUUGGAAUCUAGUUUGCAGAGCAUCUUUUAUUUCACACCAAACAUCACCAUGCCAGCCCCUCAUGUGUUGAAUAUACUUUGAUAUAUCUCUGGGUUUACCAUGUCAUUGUUUAGAUUGCAUAUUUAUUAUAAAAUGGCUCUUUCUGUGUGAUACCUCAGCAUGGUCCAGUCCUUCAUGUGGGUGUCUGGAGCUGUGGCAGUGUCAGUGCUGUACACUGAUAACAGACUGCUGAUGUCCCAUACAAGUAUACACAAGUUAGUGUUAUGAUCUUGGAUGUCAGUGCAGAGUUUUUUGGCUGUUUCCACCCUGACUCAAAAAAUAAAGUUAAGUGGAAAACAUA
Molecule: messenger RNA, 1254 nt
Organism: Trematomus bernacchii (emerald rockcod)
Lineage: Eukaryota; Metazoa; Chordata; Actinopteri; Perciformes; Nototheniidae
Product: NADH dehydrogenase [ubiquinone] iron-sulfur protein 8, mitochondrial-like
Exons: 8
Coding region: 170-802 (210 amino acids)
Biological process (GO): mitochondrial electron transport, NADH to ubiquinone; mitochondrial respiratory chain complex I assembly
Cellular component (GO): membrane
Molecular function (GO): NADH dehydrogenase activity; 4 iron, 4 sulfur cluster binding
Source: RefSeq, a predicted model, not a curated record